CAUAAAUGCCUAUAAAACCUCUUCAUAUAAUGAAACCGAACCCGGUUACAAAAUUAACCAAAUAUUAACUUAUUUGGAUGGAACUUUGAUUGUUUUCUUGACCAAACCAAUAAAUGAAACAUGUAACGAACCUAGGAUUGAUUUGCGAGUUAUACAUUCAAAUGGCACAGUUGAUAAAGUAAAGGUGGAACACUCGAUACCGGAUUUUAAUUUUUGUCUUGUACCAGACGAUAUAUCUUUACAUAUUAAGCUUAUUCGCAAUAUACCGGAUUCUAUCUACGUGUUAUAUGAAAACUCCUCCGAUAUAAAUUCGGCAAGUUAUUAUGUGUCACUUUUCACACGCACUGGAAAAAUCAUUAGCAAUACAUUUCUCUCACGGGUGUCCGUCAUUGAUGGAACAUUGUCUUCCUCCGGGGUUAUGUAUUCUCACGAUAACGAAGCAAGUGGCUUUAUUUUCUGGAAUUAUUUAAAUGAAACUUUUGUGGAUUGGAUUUACUUUAGUAAACCUGAUUUCGGUGGAAAUUUUCAUCCAAUAAAUAAUGGUCACCUUAAAAUUCAAAAUGCUUCAUUAGAUUCCUUUACUAUAUUUUCCACAAUCGAUGGAGCCUUUGCUAUAGUGAUUAGUCGUACAAAUUUUUUAAGUCAACCUCUUGAUGAAUCAAUUAAUCCGGUCAGACCAACAUUUCGUCUUUAUGUAACUUUCAUUAAUCCCGAUAAAACUGUUGAUGGACCUUUCUUGCUUUAUCAAUCCGCAAUACCGAAUUUACAAGUUAUGUUUCAAUGUAGUAAAACAUAUACUACAUUAGGUAAUUCUUGCAUUUUGAAUAUGAAAAGGGAUGAAGAAUAUAAAUUGAUUCGAAUAAAAUUCCAGAAUACAGGUUCUGUUGUUGGUAUCGAUAAAUUUUCUGAUUUUGAAAUGUAUAAAGAUUUAAGAGAGACUACAAAAUUUAGAAAUUUGUUUUAUGGAGGGUUCUUAGUACUAUUUUUCAAUGAUUCGGAAGAUACUCUUUAUAAAACAUUUCAAUCUAUCAUUCUUGAUGACGAAAGAAAUUAUUAUAGCACUUUGGAGUUUCCAAAUAAUUUAAAAAUUUCUAAUCAUGCGAUGGGAGAUUUUCGAAACAACACUUUUGUUAUCGCUUACCAAGAUGAUGAAUAUACUUGGAAAGUUUAUUCAGAAGAUUUACCAAGGUUCUUUGAUGAUAAUGGAUACAAUAACAUAAAUGUUAAUACCACAUAUCCAUUAAUUAAUUCAAAGAUACCAUUAUCAACGACGAGUAUUAACAUUACAUAUAACUUUCCAAUAAUAAUAUCAACGAAUAACAUCUCUAUUUAUCAAGAUGGUAGUGGCGGAAAGCCUAUAUUGCGACAAUCGAUUCCAGGAAAUGCUCCAACAUCAUUUGUAUAUAGUGCGGAUAAUCAAUCAUUAAUUUUAAAUGUUUUAGAGAGCACAUUCAAUCAACCGAAUGGUAAUUAUUACAUUGUAAUUGACGAUAAUGCUGUAAAAGAUUUUAAAACGGAACAACCUUUAAUGGGUAUUCAAACUCAUACUUGGAAGUUUAAUACCAGUAAGUAA
Molecule: messenger RNA, 1573 nt
Organism: Funneliformis caledonium
Lineage: Eukaryota; Fungi; Glomeromycota; Glomeromycetes; Glomerales; Glomeraceae
Source: the annotation of a GenBank genome assembly